Molecule: messenger RNA, 1022 nt
Organism: Panicum virgatum (switchgrass)
Lineage: Eukaryota; Viridiplantae; Streptophyta; Magnoliopsida; Poales; Poaceae
Exons: 3
Coding region: 19-876 (285 amino acids)
Molecular function (GO): protein dimerization activity
Source: RefSeq, a predicted model, not a curated record
GAAGCGUUGGGUGAAGCAAUGGACCAUCCUUUGUAUGGGGCUGCAUUGUAUUUGAACCCAGGAAAAUUACAUCCCCUCAUAAGAGAUGAUGAUGAUGCCACUGUUGGGCAGCUAAGAGGUUGCUUCCUUGAAGUUCUUGGAAGAAUGGUGGAAGAUAGAGAUACCCAAGACAAGAUUGAUGCUCAGUCUUUGGACUAUGAAGCCCUUAGAGGAGAAGCAUUCUCAAAUAUAAGAGCUAAGCAAAACCUUGAGAAAAUGAGUCCUCUUGAUUGGUGGGCCUCAUAUGGUGGUCGUGCUAUUGACCUUCAAAGGUUUGCUAGGCGCAUUGUUAGCCUAUGUGCUUCAUCAUCCGGCUGUGAGAGAAACUGGAGCACGUUCGAGUUUAUCCACACCAAAAAAAGAAAUAGGUUACUGCAUAAGAGGUUGAAUGAUAUUGUCUACAUUUCCUACAAUCGAAAGAUGAAGACUAGGUUUCAAAUAAGGCGGGAGAAGAAAGGGAAAAGCUUUGACCCUUUAGUCAUUGAAGAGUUCAAUCGGGAUAAUGAGUGGGCUGACUCGUCGUAUGUACACCCUCAAGGUGCACGUGGGUGUGAUGAAAAUGACCUCACAUGGGCUGCUGUUGAUGAAGCUCUUGGUGCAUCAAACUCACUUCGAGGACGCAAUCUCCCAAGGAAUGCAAGCAGUAGGUGUGCAACAAAUUCAAACCCAAGGUUGGAUGAAGAUGAAUCAGGUUUAGGCAAUGAAGAGGAAGAAGAUGAAGACCCACAUGAUGAUGCUUAUGUGACAGAUUCUGAGGAUGCUCCUCCCGAUGGUGGAGAAAGCAUGGAAGGAUUGCAAGCUGCAAAUAACCAUGAUGAGUUUGAUGAUGGAUAUUGAGUUGGGGUUGUCUUUUGAGCUGGGGUUGGCUUUUGAGAGAUGUUACUUAUGCUGUAUUUUUAUGGACUGAUGUAUCUAAGUUAUGCUACUUAUGCUGCAAAUUAUCCCACUAGUAUCUAAGUUUAUGGACUGAUGUAUUGAUGUUA